This is a messenger RNA of Triticum urartu, 1184 nucleotides long. Its product is annotated as B-box zinc finger protein 18. Gene Ontology annotation, molecular function: zinc ion binding. The record is from RefSeq and is a predicted model, not a curated record. Gene Ontology annotation, biological process: regulation of DNA-templated transcription; photomorphogenesis. Gene Ontology annotation, cellular component: nucleus. NCBI's taxonomy places the organism in Eukaryota, Viridiplantae, Streptophyta, Magnoliopsida, Poales, Poaceae.
CAGCUCGCGAGUCGCUGCCACAUCACAUCUCGCCUCCGCCUCCUCCCUCCUCCCUCCCUCCCCACAAACACCCCCGGCUCCCGCCGCUGCCGCGUCUUCUACCCGUCCAGUCGCCCUCCCCGCUGCCGACUUGUCGCCGCAGCCGAAGCACAGCACAGCACAGCACAGCGCGGAGGCGGAGAGAGGUCGAUCCGAGGGCGGAGAGAGAGGACGUAGCGCGCGGAGGGGAGUGAGGAGGGAGGGCGGGAUGGAGGGCGGACGAUGACUGCGCGCGCCGCGGCGGGAUGAGGACGAUCUGCGAUGUGUGCGAGAGCGCGGUGGCGGUGCUCUUCUGCGCGGCCGACGAGGCCGCCCUCUGCCGUCCCUGCGACGAGAAGGUACAUAUGUGUAACAAGCUUGCUAGUCGGCAUGUAAGGGUUGGGCUUGCGGACCCUAAUAAAUUAGUACGCUGUGAUAUAUGUGAAAGUUCUCCUGCUUUCUUCUACUGUGACAUAGAUGGUACAUCACUUUGCCUGAGUUGUGAUAUGGCUGUUCAUGUUGGUGGGAAACGAACCCAUGGAAGAUACUUGCUGCUAAGACAACGAGUCGAAUUUCCAGGAGAUAAACCAGGGCAUAUGGACGAUGUAGCCAUGCAACAGAUGGAGUCUGAAAACCCAAGGGACCAAAAUAAUGCUCAUUCGGUAGAAAAGGAGCAAAUGGUGAACCACCACCACAAUGCCUAUGAUCCGGCCUCAGAUGGCAAUUGCAACGGCCAGGGUGCCAUUGACUCAAAAAUGUUUGAUCUUAAUAUGAGGCCAGCUCGUAAUAAUGGGCAAGGUUCAAGUUCCCAGACUCAUGGAGUGGAUCAUAGCCACAACAACAACCAUGACUCUUCAGGAGUGGUCCCAACAUGCAAUUACGAUGGAGCCACCGACAAGUAAACAUUGGAAUCUCAGAAUGUAAAUUGCUUCGGUUGCUGUUAUAAACAUUUCGUCCGCACCGGGAGCUUGAAUUAGCUUUAGCCUUAGUGGCCAGGCUAAAUGUAUCGUUGCAGGGACCUUAGAAUGUGUGUUGUUUUUUAAUAGAGACGAAGCUAACGACUGUAUCUGGAUUAAGCAUGGCAUGCACUAGACGCUGUGCUGCGGAUUUCUGUUGUAUGCUAUCAGGAACUGUACAAAGAAAUAAUAGACCUCUCAUUUUGUGUA